Molecule: messenger RNA, 1144 nt
Organism: Trachymyrmex septentrionalis
Lineage: Eukaryota; Metazoa; Arthropoda; Insecta; Hymenoptera; Formicidae
Gene: Ada
Product: adenosine deaminase-like protein
Exons: 7
Coding region: 128-1144 (338 amino acids)
Biological process (GO): inosine biosynthetic process; adenosine catabolic process
Molecular function (GO): adenosine deaminase activity
Source: RefSeq, a predicted model, not a curated record
UCUAUCAAAACAAUCCAUUAACGUGUUACAUUAACACUUUGAUUGUAUUUACAAACGUAUUUACGUGAAUAUUUAUUUUAUGAAACAUUAAUGACCAUUUUAUAAAGUUAAGAAAUUGAAUGAUAAAAUGGAUAUAUCAGAGUUUUGCCGAAAAUUGCCCAAAGUGGAACUUCAUGCACAUUUAAACGGUUCAUUAAGUAUAAAUACGUUACAAAAAUUAUGUAAAAUGCAGCGCUCAGACACUACUUGUGAUGAAACUUUAAUGGAUCCAAAUAUCACCGAUUUCUCAUCUUUAAGCGAAUGUUUUAAAAUGUUUGAUAUAGCUCAUGCACUAACAAUUACACCACAAGCUGUAUUUGUUGCUACUUGUGAUGUGAUAAAAGAAUUUCACGAAGAUAAUGUGAUUUAUUUAGAAUUAAGGAGCACACCUCGUGCUGUAAAGGAUGUAAUGACAAAAACACAGUAUCUUCAAGCUAUAAUAAAAGCUAUCGAAACGUCAAAAUCUAAAUUUCCACAAAUUCUUGUAAAACUACUAGUAUCAAUUAAUCGAAAACAAGGUUACGAAUCUGCAGAAGAAAACAUAAAUCUUGCUAUACAGUUUAUGGAAAAACAUCCGGAACAUGUUGUGGGUAUUGAUCUCAGUGGUGAUCCAACAGAGGGCAAUUCAUUCUUAGAAUUAUUAAAACCGUCUAGGAAAAUAGGUCUUAAAAUUACAGCUCAUUGUGCAGAGGUACCAAAUGAAAUGGAAACAAAUGAUAUAUUAAGAUUUAAGCCUGAUCGUUUGGGACAUUGUACUUGCAUUCAUCCCAGUUUGCAAGGUUCUCAGCAAUUGUUUGAUACAUUAUUGGAAUCAAAAAUUCCUGUUGAAUUAUGCUUAACAUCAAACAUUAAAUGUAAAACAGUGUCAUCUUAUAUGUAUCAUCAAUUUAAAUAUCUGUACAAAGCUGGACAUCCCAUAACUAUUGGAACCGACGAUAAAGGUGUUUUUAAUACGUGCUUGUCAAAAGAAUUGGAAAUAUUAAGUUCUGUUUUUAAUAUUGGAAAACAACAGCUCAAAGAAUUGUCUGCAUUAUCUGUACAAUAUAGUUUUGCAAGUAUAGAGGAAAAGAAUAAUUUAACAGCAAUUAUUGAAAAUUUUGAUUGA